UAGGUUUGUGAGAGAUGUGCAGAUGAGGAACCCCCCUUCCCAAUUUAUAGUACAAGAAAGGCAAUGUAGUUGGCAUCCUUGAUUAGGCUCAACACUAAUAAGGAGAAUUGCUGUGAUAUAAUUUUGAACUAAAAUGGUAAAUGAGUCAUGUUGAUAAGUAAUGUCUUAUAGUUUUUUUGGUAUUUAAGGCCAUAUUAACCAAUUUCAGUAGCUUACUUAUGCAACUAGCAAUACUAAAAUGAUGAGUAGACAUUAUGUUACAGUUAGUCAUCCCUAUAAGAUUACAGAACAACCAUUAUAAUUCAUCUACUGCUUAAAUGUAUUGGUUAAGAUUUUCUUAUUUUAAGGAAAAAAAAAAGAAUAAUUGUUGGUGAAUUUCUCUUAGGCCAAACCGUAUGGACUCGAAAAGUUCUGAGCUCGAUUUUCAUUGAAAGCAAUACAUUAUUGUGACUACGCUUUGGGCUUUGACCUAACUGACCCUGUCGUCAGUUGGAAAACUUCUAUGCGUGCGGGUCUGAUGGUAUGAGUUUAGGCUCAUAUCGGAUCUCCAAAGGACAAGAUUGUAUAAUGUCAUUCUCGAUUACUAAAAAAAUAAAUAAUUAAGUGCAUCUAGUAACAUGUGCUCUUAUACAUUUACUGCCUUUUAUACCCCUUAACUUUCUUUGCCAGAACCAUAAACCAAAAGUUUCCCUAUUAUGGCAAUGAUGCAAUGUAGUUGAUUUAACAUAAUUUUCUUUUCUUUUCUGAAAAAUUUAGUUAGAUAGAACUCUGUUUUCUCAAAAUGCACGAAAUUCCAAAUUGUUCAUUCCCUCCUCUGCAUCCAAACACCAAGAAAUGGAGAAUUUGAAGAAAUAGCAGGGUUUAGGAAUUUAUAACUAGGAUCUCAAACCAUAAUGCUUUAUAUAGUAUACCGCAUGCUUUUUAACUAAUCUAGUUUAAGUAACAUAAUGAAAUAUAGAUUAGGCAUGGAUGAACUAAUUAAUUCAUAUAUUAGUGCAUGUGAAAAGUCAUUAAUCCUUCAAAUCAUGCCAAACCCACAAUAACUUUGGUGCUUGUAUGUGUAUAGUUUGAUUCAUUGAAAAGCAAGAGCUCUGGUUCAUGAAUACUAAUAGAUAAGGUACUGUCGUAUCUGACAAUCAAGCCAUGUCUGUGAGCGGAAUUGAAUCUUUAUCAAAGUUCAUUGACCCUCAAAAGAUGCAGGAAAUUCUUGGAGGAAUUACUGGUAACAUCUUCACAUUUCUUCUCCAUGUUCGCGUGAAAAAUAUCGUCGUUAGAAAAUUCGUCAGAAACUAUAUAUAUUCACCCAGUUUGUUCAAUAAUGUUGCAGACAUAUUGAACAAGAACUCAUCAAAUGCAGUUCUGGUAGGAAUCACAGUUGUUUGGUUUCUCUUUGAAGUCGUGCAGAUCUUGUUGGCUCCUGUUCUUUGUUACAUUCUCAUUCUCUUCAUGUUCAUCAUGUUUGCGUGGUCUAAAGCAGCCGGAGUAAUCAAAUUGAGUCCUCCUAGUACUAGUGAUAUUAAGUUGUCAGAAUCUGUGGUCGAGCAAAUAAACUGGUGCUUGCAGACAUUUUAUGAGAUUUCGUGUGGAGAGGACUUAAAGCUCUUUUUCAUGACAAUGGCUUCCUUGUUUGUGAUGUCAUUUCUCGGGAACUAUGUCUCAUUUUUCACGCUUACAUACAUUGCUGUUCUGAGUGUAAGAGUAUUACCUCCUUUGUACGAACAAAAUAAAGAGCAGGUGGAGCUUGUUGUUGCCAGGACCAACCUAGACAUCAAGAAGUUGUUGGACGAGUUGAGAUCCAAAUUUCUUGACAAGAUUCCAAGGGCCGCAAAUUGAUACUCCCAAGUAAUGACUAAUAGUAGAUUAGGGUUUAUGGCAGAGACUUCCAUCGAUCUCUUUCUAGGAAUUUGUUUCCUGUUGGGUUCAUAGAAAUCGAUAAUCAUUGUAAUACUAAUUUGGAAUUUUUUAAGGGUGA
Tripterygium wilfordii is the source of this 1972-nucleotide messenger RNA. Its product is annotated as reticulon-like protein B14. Bases 1144 to 1833 code for a protein of 229 amino acids. The record is from RefSeq and is a predicted model, not a curated record. Lineage: Eukaryota; Viridiplantae; Streptophyta; Magnoliopsida; Celastrales; Celastraceae. The transcript has 4 exons.